AUGGCGGGGUGGGCCGUGCGGCUGCUGGGAGAGCUGCGCAGGGGUGCCAGCCGGCGGGGCGGGCAGUGGGCCGCCGCCCUGGAGCUCCGAUUGGCGGCCCGGGCGCUCGCGCUCUUCGAGCCCCUGCGCGCGGGCGCCUCCGCGGACGCGCUGUCCUACAGCGCCGCGGUGGCGGCCUGCCGGCGGGGCGCGGACUGGCGGGGGGCCCUGGGGCUGCUGGCGGAGGUACCUGGCGUGGCGUACGCAGCCGCGGCGGCGGCCUGCGAGGCCGGGCUGCGCUGGGGGCAGGCCCUGGCGGCGCUCGAGCGGGGUGCCGCGUCCCGCGCGGAGCUGAGCGUGGUCGCCUUCAACAGCGUGAUCAGCAUGUGCAAGGCCUCCCGCGCGUGGGCCGCGGCCGUCGCGGCCCUGGCGGGCCUGGGGCGAUGGCGCCUGCGGCCCGACGCGGUGACCUACGGCGCCGCCGUCAGCGCCUGCGAGAAGGAGACGCAGUGGCCCCUGGCGCUGCACCUCUUCGCGGACAUGCGGGCCCGGAGGCUCGAGAGCCAGGUCUCCACGGGCGCCGCGGUCAGCGCGUGCGAGAAGGGCGCGCGCUGGCGGGAGGCGGUGGCCUUGCUCGCCUCCUCGCGGCGCCAGGGCCCGCCGAGCUCGCCGCCCUCGUUGAUCAUCUACAACGCGACGAUCAGUGCCUGCGAGAAGGGCCGGCAGUGGGCGGCGGCCGUGGCGCUGCUGCAUUGCGCCCGCGAGGACGUGGCCGUGCCCGACGCUGUUAGCUUCAACGCCGCCAUCAGCGCCUGCGAGAAGGGCUCCGCCUGGGCCGCCGCCCUGGCGCUGCUGUGGGGCAUGCGCGCGGAGGGGGCGACACCCGACUGCUUCUCGUUCAACGCCGCCGUGGGGGCCUGUGGCAGGAACCGGCGAUGGGCGCUCGGGCUGUGGCUGCUCCGCAGGAUGCGCGCCGAGCGGGCGGCGCCCGACACGAUCAGCUGCAACAGCGCCGCGAGCGCCUGCGAGAGGGGGCAGCAGUGGCUGCUGGCGGUCGCGCUGCUGCCAGAGAUGCGCCUGCGCAGGAUCAAGCCCAACAUCAUCACCUACAACGCCGUGGUGUCCGCCUGCGAGAAGGGCAGCGAGUGGUCGGCGGCGCUGGAGCUCCUCCGCGGAGCGCGCCAGCUGGGCCUGAGGCUCGACAUCGUCACCAUGAGCUCGGCGAUGAGCGCCUGUGCCCGCGGCCCGUGCUGGCCCGCGGCGCUGCGCCUCUUGGGCGAGGCCCGCGAGGCCGCCGUGGAGCUGGACGCUGUCGCCUGCUGCGCUGCGAUCAGCGCGUGCGAGACGGGCCACCAGUGGGAAGUCGCCCUGGACUUGCUGGCCGGCUGCCCCGGGGGCCCGGACGCGGCGGCGUGCAGCGCGGCGGUGAGCGCGUGCGAGAAGGGCCUCGAGUGGCAGCGGUCGCUUCUCCUGCUAGGCCAGAUGCCGCAGCUCGCGCUGAGGCCCACGGCGAUCACCUUCGGGGCCGGCGUGCUCGCGUGCCUGGGCGCCAGCAGCUGGGCGCUGGCCCUGGGGCUCCUCGACGAG
Prorocentrum cordatum is the source of this 1566-nucleotide messenger RNA. The record is from the annotation of a GenBank genome assembly. Lineage: Eukaryota; Dinophyceae; Prorocentrales; Prorocentraceae.